Messenger RNA from Cornus florida, 1423 nucleotides. RefSeq names its product high mobility group B protein 10-like. Bases 118 to 1116 code for a protein of 332 amino acids. Gene Ontology annotation, molecular function: DNA binding. The transcript is spliced from 7 exons. The record is from RefSeq and is a predicted model, not a curated record. Lineage: Eukaryota; Viridiplantae; Streptophyta; Magnoliopsida; Cornales; Cornaceae.
CUAUUUCACAGUCUUUUUUUUUUUAAAUUGAGAACAUCGAAAGCAACUUGAGCAAAUCAGAGGAAAUUAAAGGCACACUUCAUCGUUUCUUUUUGGGCAAAGAAGGAACAGAUAAAAAUGUCGACCCAUCAAUCUAAAGACCCUACAACAGCCACUGCCAAGGUCAAUACUGAAAACGAUACAGUGUAUGCACUACAAGCUUUGCAAAGUGAGAGCAUAAAUGGGGAAUCGAACGCCACCAAGUCUUACCCUAAACCAGAAGCCCAGUUCGAAGAAGUUGCUCGAAACGCAGAGAUUUUCUUGGAGAAGCUCAAGGGUUUUCACAGAUCAUUCGGUACCAAGUUCAAGGUACCCACUAUAGGAGGAAGGGCUCUAGAUCUACACCGCCUUUUUGUUGAGGUUACUUCCCGAGGUGGUAUUGAAAAGGUUAUUAGAGAUCGCAAAUGGAAAGAAGUGAUUGGGGUCUUCAAUUUCCCAUCAACAAUAACUAGUGCAUCAUUUGUCUUAAGGAAGUACUAUCUAUCGUUGCUUUAUCACUUUGAGCAGGUUUAUUUCUUCCGGAAAGAUGUCGCUUCUAUCUCAAUUUCAGAUCCUGUAAGCAGGAUACCAGUCAAUGGAUCAGCAGGUCUACAUGAUGACACUGCCACAAAUGAAUUUCCAGAGAGUCCUGACAUGGAACCUGGCACUUUGGUGACUGGAACCAUUGAUGCAAAAUUCGACAAUGGAUAUCUAAUUACUGUUCAUAUGGGGUCCGAGAAGCUGAAAGGUGUCCUAUACCAUACUCCUACAGAAGUAAACAUGUCCCAGGGUUCUGAUACAUCUGGUGCAUCUCCUCACCGGAACCGGAAGAGGUACCAGCAGGCAUCACGGGAUCUGGCUCGGCCCAAGCCAAACAGAAGUGGUUAUAAUUUCUUCUUUUCUGAGCAAUAUACCAGGCUAAAGCCUCUGUACCAUGGGCAAGAAAAAGCCAUCACCAAGAAAAUUGGAGUACUGUGGAGCAGACUCACAGAGGCUGAAAGACAGGUUUAUCAGGACAAAGGGUCUACAGACAAGGAGAGAUACAGAACCGAGAUGAUGGAGUACGGAUCUUCCAUUAAUACAGCUGAAGCUCAAUAAACUCCGACUCUUAGGCUAUUUAAGCUACCAUGCUUCAGGACAUCCUCCAUCUCCCCACUGUUCCCUUGUCAUCUGCUAUGUUGUUGUCAAUGUUGUUGCUGUUGUUGUGGUUUUCGUUUUUCAUUUUUCGUCUUCAUAUUUAUCUUCUUCCUUUAUAGAACUUGCCCCCACAAACUUUGAAUUUGUGGGAGGUGAAGAGAGGGAAUUCGUGUAAAAUUGUAGCGACUAUCAUGUAUCACAAUUUGGGAUUGCUGAUGCACAUUAGCAAAUAGAAUCAGGGCACCUGCAGCCCUCCUGUUGUAUCAAA